This is a messenger RNA of Jaculus jaculus (lesser Egyptian jerboa), 2846 nucleotides long. RefSeq names its product NAD kinase-like. The record is from RefSeq and is a predicted model, not a curated record. The transcript has a single exon. Gene Ontology annotation, biological process: NADP+ biosynthetic process; NAD+ metabolic process. NCBI's taxonomy places the organism in Eukaryota, Metazoa, Chordata, Mammalia, Rodentia, Dipodidae. The coding region runs from base 24 to 1361 and encodes 445 amino acids. Gene Ontology annotation, molecular function: NAD+ kinase activity.
CGUGCUUUGGUCCUUUAUAAAUUAUGGAAGUGGAACAAGAAAAGAUGAACCUGAGUAAGGAAUUGAGUCCAGACUCAGCUUCGUAUCGCUGCUCAGCAUGUCAUGGGGAUGAGACCUGGAGCUACCAUCACCCUAUCUGGGGCCGAGCCAAGUCUCAGAGCCUAUCAGCCUCACCCGCCCUGGGCAGCACCAAGGAGUUCAGGAGGACACGCUCUCUCCAUGGACCGUGCCCAGUGACCACAUUUGGACCAAAGGCCUGUGUGCUGCAGAAUCCCCAAACCAUCAUGCACAUCCAGGACCCUGCAAGCCAGCGGUUGACGUGGAACAAGUCUCCCAAGAGUGUGCUUGUCAUUAAAAAGAUCCGCGAUGUCAGCCUGUUGCAGCCCUUCAAAGAGCUCUGCAUGUACCUCAUGGAGGAGAACAACAUGAUUGUAUAUGUGGAAAAGAAAGUGCUGGAAGACCCUGCCAUAGUGAGCGAUGAAAACUUUGGACCAGUGAAGAAGAAGUUCUGCACUUUCCGUGAAGAUUAUGACGACAUUUCCAACCAAAUAGACUUCAUUAUAUGCCUGGGAGGAGAUGGCACCCUCCUUUAUGCCUCCUCACUUUUCCAGGGCAGUGUGCCUCCAGUAAUGGCCUUCCACCUGGGCUCUCUGGGCUUCCUGACUCCAUUCAACUUUGAGAACUUCCAGACCCAAGUAAAACAGGUUAUAGAGGGGAAUGUAGCUGUUAUCUUACGGAGCCGGCUGAAGGUCAGGGUGGUGAAGGAACUCAGAGACAAGAAGACAGAUGUCCACAAUGGCCUCGGCGAGAAUGGCCUGGACACUGAGGGAGGGAAGCAGGCCAUGCAGUAUCAGGUCUUGAAUGAGGUAGUGAUUGAUAGAGGCCCCUCCUCCUACCUGUCCAACAUGGAUGUCUACCUGGAUGGACACCUCAUCACCACUGUACAGGGCGAUGGAGUGAUUGUGUCCACCCCAACGGGCAGUACAGCAUAUGCGGGCACAGCCGGGGCCUCCAUGGUCCACCCCAACGUGCCAGCCAUCAUGGUUACACCCAUCUGCCCCCACUCGCUGUCAUUCCGGCCUAUCGUGGUCCCUGCAGGGGUCGAGCUGAAGGUUAUGCUGUCUCCAGAAGCCAGGAAUACCGCAUGGGUGUCUUUUGACAGAAGGAAGAGGCAGGAAAUACGCCUUGGAGACAGCAUCAGCAUCACCACCUCCUGCUACCCGCUCCCCUCCCUCUGUGUCCAAGACCCCAAGAGAGACUGGUUCAAGAGCCUCGCCCAGUGUCUGCAUUGGAAUGUUCGAAAGAAGCAAGCUCACUUCCCAGAGGAUGAGGAUGAAGAUGAGGAUGAAGAGGACAGCUAGGCUGUUCUUCCUGGGCCUAGCCUUGAGCCCUUGGGCCUUAACCCUUCCUAGGCUGACCUGGCUGUACCUCAUGGGGCUGUCCACAUUCUGCCUGCCUAGUGGGAGAGCCUGGGUCUGCCUUCUGCAGAACAGAUCAGCUUUUUAAUGUUUUUACAUCUGACUUUUUUCAUUUCUAAAGAAGCAACAUGAGAACUGAGCUGGGCAUCCUGCACCUCCCCUAGCAGGUCCCUCAGGAUCCAGGGUAGGAGCCCCCCAUAAAUCAGUCUGUUGAAAUUUUGAGGGGGUCAGAAUGAAUUUCCCUUUGAUAUUGAAAUAAAUGUCUCAGCCAAAAAUAUUCCUUUAGCAGCACUGCUUAGUCCUGGGGCCUGUACUUUCUCCCCUGCAGCUUUGCUGUGGGUUGCUUUGCUCUGGAUUCUAGAGACAGCCAGGCACCCCAAUCUGCCCAAAGCCUCUGGCUACUCUUCCAUAGCAGGCAGAGGUAAUACCUGGCACAGCCACAGGGCAACCUCCACAUUCCUCACACAGCAGGGCAGUAGCUCCCAGGACAUUUUAAAGUCUGUGUGUACUUUUUAGAGAUUAUUUUAAACUUUCUGAAGUGCUUAUGUACAUAUUUUCUUGUAUGCACUUUGUGAAGAUGUAGAGGGGGAAUGCCUGUUGUCCAGUGUUUACAUUGUAUCCAGCCCAGUGCAGAGGGUCCAGGCCAGGGCUCCAUGCUUCCGCCUUCUCAAUUUGCAGUGGCCAACGGGAUUUUGAGAUAAACUCAGUUUUGAGGACACCCAGUCCACAGGCCUGUCCUCCUUCUCCAAGAGUCUUGGUUUGUGGUUAAACAGCAGCCAUGUGGAGGUCUCUGUGAGAGGGUACCUGGGUGGCACACAGGCCCUGAGCCUAUGUAGUCUGUGGUCAGCCGGAGCUCAGCGGGGUCCUCUAUCAGUUGUCUCAAAGUCAGGCACCUGCCUUGCGUUUUGUCCUCACCUAUUAGAGUAGUAGCAGCAGCAGGAAGGGAGAGGCUGCCCAUUCUUGUACUGGCUUCCAGAAGGAGCUGGGGUUCUUGUUUCAUGCCGCCUGGAAGCUGCAGAGCUGUCUGUCCUGAGCUUGCUUCUGCCUGUUAAUGGUAGGGCCCACCAUCUCCUCUGGCCCUUGCUGACUCCUCAGCAUCUGUACAGCUCUUGAGUGUGGUCUGGCUCCAGAGCUGUCAAGCUGAGGCGACCUGUCCCCAGGUGUCUGUGCAGGUAACUGAAUACAGCAGGGAUCUGCCUGAGGUGCAGAGAAAAGUGGUGUCUGGGAUGUGGGUUAUACAUCUAAACAAAUGCAAAUGUUGACAGGUCCUACAGCAGCUGCUACCAGACUGAUGUAGAACACAUGGAGUUUUGAUGUACAUUCUUAAUGUUUCAUACUGUUACUAUCUUGAAAAUUUGUUAAUUGUUGAUGAAGGCCUUAUUACUAUUUUCAGAUCCUUUCAAUAAAUAGACUUAUAAAAAACUAAAA